UUGAUGCAAAUUAUGGCAAGAAUUAAUGUAGCAACAUGCGACCGUGGAGUGGAGGAUUGACUGUUAAGUAGAAAGUUUUGUCGUGAUCCUAAAAAACUCAAAUCUUGAUGAAUUGCUGAAAGCAACGGGAACGGCUCGUGCUAUCCAUUCGCAGACCACACGCCCAUCAAUGGCGCCACGCGAAUUCACCGUGCCCCACCCCAUCCCAACGCAGCCAACAUCGUACUACCCAAUCAGCACGAUUUAUAUAGCGCUGGAUAUAUAGCGUGCCGAGUUUAGAGAGGGAGAGAGAGAGAAAGGGGGAGUGAUAUUCAUCAUAAAGAAGCUCUAUAUACAUAUAGAGAGAGAGAGAGGAGGCAAAGUUGGGAUCUUGGUGAAGAUGGCGGCAUGGUUGGAGGGGCUAAAGCAGCUGAGGCCACUGGUGCACCUGCUGUUGCCACUGAUGGUGCAUUGGAUUGCUGAUGAGAUGACUGUUUCUGUGCUGGUUGACCUCACUACCAACGCUCUUUGUCCAGGCGACACCAAUUGCCCUGAAGCCAUCUAUAUCAAUGGCAUCCAGCAAACUAUUGUUGGAAUAUUCAAGAUGAUAGUUAUACCACUCAUGGGUCAGCUGUCUGAUGAGUAUGGACGUAAACCUUUCCUGCUUCUCACAGUAUCGACGAAUAUUGUUCCUUUCAGUUUACUUGCCAUCAAUCAAUCUAGAGGAACAGUCUAUGCUUAUUAUGCUCUUCGCACUAUUGCUAUGAUAAUAAGCAAGGGGACCAUUUUCUGCAUUGCAGUCGCAUAUGCUGCAGAUAUAGUCGAUGUGGGCAAGAGGGCUGCUGUCUUCAGUUGGAUGACGGGCCUUUUCUCUAUAUCACUUGUCGUAGGAAACUUGCUAGCGCGUUUUCUUCCUGAAGAAUAUAUUUUCCAGGUGUCAAUAGUUCUGUUGAUCUUCGUCCCAGUUUACAUGUCCCUGUUUCUGAAAGAAACAAUAAGAUCAACUCGAAAACCUGACGAUGACAAUUCUUGCUUAAACAAGGCAGUUAAGAUCGUUACAAAUCGAUAUUACUCGAUGAAGAAUGCUGCUUAUGUUGUCACUAGCAGCUCAACACUUAAGCGCAUUUCUUUUGUAUCCUUCUUCUACGAGCUGGGAUCAUCUGGUAUCAGCAGUGUCAUAAUGUACUAUAUGAAGGCAGUUUUUGGUUUUGACAAAAAUCAAUUAUCAGAAGUUUCAAUGAUUGUGGAAAUAGGAUCAAUUUUUUCCCAGAUAUUGGUGCUGCCUCUACUUAAUCCCUUGGUUGGCGAGAGAGUGAUUCUUUGUGUAGCCUUGCUCGCAUAUACUGGAUAUGGAUUGCUUUAUGGCUUGGCCUGGGCACCAUGGGUGCCUUAUGUGAGUACUUCUUUUGGAAUCAUCUACGUCCUUGUCAAACCCGCUACCUAUGCAGUGAUAUCUAAGGGAUCAACUUCAGCAGAUCAGGGGAAAGCACAAGGUUUCGUGGCUGGCGUUCAGUCCAUUGCAAGCUUUCUCUCGCCACUUGCGAUGAGUCCUCUAACCACGUGGUUUCUGUCAAGCGAUGCGCCAUUCAACUGUAAAGGUUUCAGCAUUAUAAUCGCCACUCUGAGCACGGUGGUCGCGUUGUGCUUUGCUUGGACGCUAAACCUAGACGCUCCGCCGAAGAAGAAUGCAGAGGCGGAGGAGCAAGCUGAAGAUGUCGAAACACCACUUCUGUCAUAAGCUCAUACAAGUGGUCCUUGGGAAGGAGCUAUUCUUUCUUUGGUUUAAAACCAUCUAUGGCUAUCUCUCUCUAAAUGAAAAUGAUGGUAUGCAAGUGAAGAAUAAUGAGGGCGACGAUGAUAUAAUAGUCAUCUGAUGAGGUUGAUAAUGAAGGAUAGAGAGUAGUUUGUAUAUCAAGUAGUUCCACUUAAAUAAGCUGCAUCAUAUCUUAUGAAUUUCGAUUUAGUUUUUUUUUUUAAUUAGCUACCGUUGAUUUUCUUUUAUUUGGGUUGGUUUAAUUUUAGAAUGCGGUUAUUUUAGUUGUAAAAUUUUCAUUGAAAAAUGAUGUAUAAGAAAAUAUGAAAAAAAAAAAACAAAAA
Salvia miltiorrhiza (redroot sage) is the source of this 2076-nucleotide messenger RNA. RefSeq lists its product as uncharacterized. Gene Ontology annotation, molecular function: transmembrane transporter activity. The transcript is spliced from 15 exons. The record is from RefSeq and is a predicted model, not a curated record. NCBI's taxonomy places the organism in Eukaryota, Viridiplantae, Streptophyta, Magnoliopsida, Lamiales, Lamiaceae. Gene Ontology annotation, cellular component: membrane. The coding region runs from base 380 to 1717 and encodes 445 amino acids. Gene Ontology annotation, biological process: transmembrane transport.